AUCCCGUGCGAACACGCUCGUCACGCACACGGCGCACUCGUGUUUUGCAUCUUUGCCGCCUCGCAGUGGCAACAAAUACGGCGAGCGGCGAGUUCCGCGAUUCCGUUGCAAGCGCCGACCGGGGUCCCAUCAAUAAAUUGUCCGCGCGUCGCGGUCUCUGCUGUGUGCAGCCGACGCUACCGACGAGCGAAUAGUGUCCGAGUCCAAAUCGCCGCACGCGCGCCGUUUCCUCGUCGCCCGGCAUCCGCAACGCAACCAGCAAGAAGUGCACACAAAUGAACUCCUGCGAAAAUGGCUGAUGAACAGGAAAUCAGGCAGUUGGAGCUAUUAUGCAAGCAGCUGUACGAGUCGCAGGACUCGGCGGUGCGCGCGAAGGCCGAGAACGGCCUGGUGGUCUUUCAGGAGGGUCCUGAUGCGCUCACCAAGUGCCAGGUGCUUUUGGACAGAGGUGAUUCUUGCUAUGCGCAGUUGUUGGCUGCAACCACACUCACCAAGCUGGUGUCUCGCAGCGCGCAGGGGCUGAGCCUGCAGCAGCGUGUUGACAUUCGUAACUAUGUCCUCAACUACCUGGCGACGCGGCCAAAACUUCCUCCGUUUGUGGUCCAAGCUCUGGUGUCAUUGUUUGCUAGAAUCACAAAGCUUGGAUGGUUUGACACACAUAAGGAAGAUUAUGUCUUUCGGAAUGUUGUGGCAGAUAUAUCCAAGUUUUUACAGGGGUCAGUGGAAUAUUGCAUGAUCGGAGUGCAAUUGCUCUCACAACUCACAUGUGAGAUGAAUCAAAUCAGCGAAGUGGAAGCCAACCGCUCACUCACGAAACAUCGCAAAAUAGCGUCGUCGUUUCGCGACACGCAAUUGUUUGAGAUAUUUCGGCUUUCAUGCUCACUGCUAGGGACAGCGAGAGAGAAUUGCAAGAAUCUCAACUUUAAUGAUGAAGCACAACAUGGGCUGAUGACGCAGUUGUUGAAACUAGCGCAGAAUUGCCUCACGUUUGAUUUUAUUGGCACGUCGUCUGAUGAAUCGUCGGAUGAUUUAUGUACCGUACAGAUUCCGACUAGUUGGCGGCCCGCGUUCCUGGAUUUCACGACUUUGAAACUUUUCUUUGACAUGUACCACUCGUUACCUAAUACGUUGUCUUCAUUGGCGUUGUCAUGCCUUGUUCAAAUCGCGUCUGUGCGCCGGUCACUUUUUAGCAACACAGAACGCGCCAAGUUUCUUACGCAUCUCGUCAAUGGGGUUAAGCAUAUUUUGCAGAAUCCGCAAGGUUUGAGUGAUUCGGCCAACUAUCAUGAGUUUUGCAGAUUAUUAGCGAGGCUGAAGUCGAAUUAUCAACUUGGUGAGCUUGUUAUGGUUGAUAAUUAUCCGGAAGCAAUACAAUUGAUUGCCAAAUUCACCGUACAAAGUUUACAGAUGUGGCAGUUUGCACCAAAUAGUGUGCAUUACCUGCUCAGUUUAUGGCAGAGAAUGGUUGCUUCUGUACCAUACGUGAAGGCAACCGAACCGCAUUUACUUGAGACGUACACACCCGAAGUGACAAAUGCUUACAUCACAUCCCGACUGGAGUCUGUCGCUGUAGUCGUACGUGAUGGUUUGGAAGAUCCCAUCGAGGAUCUCGGCAUGGUGCAACAGCAACUAGAACAACUUUCUGUUAUUGGCCGAUGCGAGUAUGAGAAAACAUGCACACUGCUUGUGCAACUUUUUGACCAAUCUGCACGCACCUAUCAGGAAUUAUUAGCGAGUCAAACACAACAAAUUGAAAUCAACAUUCAGGAAGGCCGGUUGACUUGGUUGGUUUAUAUUAUUGGCUCGGCGAUUGGAGGGCGGGUAUCUUUCAAUAGCAACGAAGAACAUGACGCGAUGGAUGGUGAAUUAGUCUGCCGUGUAUUGCAGCUAAUGAAUCUGACCGAUUCGCGGCUGGGGCAAGGUGGUUGUGAGAAACUCGAGCUUGCAAUGCUCAGCUUCUUCGAACAAUUCCGAAAAAUUUAUGUGGGCGAUCAGGUGCAGAAGAACUCGAAGGUAUAUCGCCGACUUUCAGAGGUUCUUGGGCUCAAUGACGAGGCGACUGUACUGAGUGUUUUUAUUAGAAAAAUAAUCACAAAUUUGAAAUACUGGGGCCGAAGUGAACAGAUAAUUAGUAGAACGCUGCAGUUAUUGAACGACCUAUCAGUGGGAUAUAGUUGUGUGCGUAAACUGGUAAAAUUAGACGAAGUACAAUUCAUGUUAAACAAUCACACGAGUGAACACUUUCCCUUCCUGGGUAAUGCUGUGGCCAUCACGGAGAUGCGAUGCCGUUCCAUGUUCUACACUUCAUUGGGGAGGCUUUUGAUGGUGGAUUUGGGCGAAGACGAAGAUCGGUUUCACACUUUUAUGAUUCCACUCACAACAUCAUUUGAACGCCUUGGUAAUCUAUUCGCCACUGUGGAUUCGCCAAUAUUUGUCGAAGACGAAGCAAAGAAAGCCCUUAUUGGCUUGGCGAGAGACCUGCGCGGUUUGGCCUAUGCGUUCAAUACGAAAACGUCGUACAUGAUGCUCUUUGACUGGGUAUAUCCAUCCUACACACCUAUAUUGCUGAGCUCCAUUGAGAUGUGGUACCACGACCCGCAGGUGACGACGCCUGUGUUAAAGCUCUUCGCUGAGCUGCUGCAGAAUCGUAGUCAGCGAUUGCAGUUCGACGUCUCAUCGCCGAAUGGCAUUCUUCUAUUCCGAGAAGCUAGUAAAAUUAUUUGUAGUUAUGGUAGUAGAAUAUUAAAUGUGGAGGUUCCCAAGGAACAAACGUAUCCGCUGAAGUUGAAGGGUAUCUCGAUCUGUUUCUCAAUGCUGAAAGCAGCGCUGUGCGGCAGCUACGUCAAUUUUGGUGUGUUUCGUCUGUAUGGUGACGAGGCACUGGACAACGCGUUAAAUAUUUUUGUCAAGCUACUUCUAUCGAUACCACAGUCAGAUUUAUUGGAUUUUCCCAAAUUAUCACAAACAUAUUAUCUGCUGCUCGAGUGCCUCACGCAGGAUCACAUGAGUUUCCUCUCGACGUUGGAGCCGCACGUUUUCCUCUACAUUCUCUCCUCGAUAUCGGAGGGUUUGACUGCCUUAGGUGCGCAACUGAACAACUACACAGAUACGACGGUGUGCACUGGAUGCUGUACCUCAUUGGAUCAUAUAGUAACGUAUUUAUUUAAACAAUUAACACAAAAACCGUUCCCUGGCAAAAAGAACCGUGUCGGCAUGGCGCCGUCCAGCGAUAUGUUUCUCCAAGUAUUGGAGGUGCAUCCUGAGAUAUUGCAGCAGAUCCUCAGCACCGUACUGAAUGUGAUCAUGUUUGAGGACUGCCGAAAUCAGUGGUCAAUGUCACGGCCGCUGCUCGGACUCAUCUUACUAAAUGAGGAGUAUUUUAAUCAGAUGCGCGAGAAUAUUAUUCGCAGUCAACCACCGGAUAAACAAGCGGCCAUGGCUCAGUGGUUUGAGAAUUUGAUGGAAGGCAUUGAGCGAAAUUUAUUAACAAAGAACCGAGAUCGGUUUACACAAAAUCUAUCAAUGUUCCGUCGAGAUAUAAACGAUUCGUUGAAAGGACCCAACGUAAACACGUCGGUUAGUGAUAUGAUGACAUCAUAGUGAUUCAAUAAUCCGGAAAAACGCUAAACUAACACGUUAACAAGCGCAAUCUUGAGGACGCACACUCCCGUCGACGUCGACCAGCGCAUUGCAAUAAUUUUUAUCCACGUGAACCAAAUGAGGGAUAAUCGACGCGGCGCGCCCUCUAUUUCAAAAUGCAAACUGACCAUGGUGUAGUUCAUAGGUAAUUUUAUUUUCAGUAAUUCUCUUAUUCUUUUUGUUAUUAUGGACGGAGCGCACCGAUUGCGAAAUGAUGAUACAGGCAAAGGCGAGGAUAAUAAAGGUAUAUGUAAUUUUGCAUCGGA
This is a messenger RNA of Dalotia coriaria, 3905 nucleotides long. It is a transcript of the gene Ranbp16, whose product is annotated as Ran-binding protein 16. Gene Ontology annotation, cellular component: cytoplasm; nuclear pore. Bases 292 to 3600 code for a protein of 1102 amino acids. Lineage: Eukaryota; Metazoa; Arthropoda; Insecta; Coleoptera; Staphylinidae. The record is from RefSeq and is a predicted model, not a curated record. The transcript is spliced from 11 exons. Gene Ontology annotation, molecular function: nuclear export signal receptor activity; small GTPase binding. Gene Ontology annotation, biological process: protein export from nucleus.